AUGUCUACCGACGAUAAUUUAUCUUCUUCGAAACGACCAUUUGGUUUAUCAUUUCCAAGUAAACCAAAAUCAAAAACAACAACAACUUUAACUCCAAUUAAUAAAAGUUGUUUAGCAGCUGCUGCAUUUUCUCUUGAUGAUGAUGACAAUGUAGAACAAACAACUUCAUCAACGAAAACAAAUAAACUUCCAAUAUCAUCUCGUAUUGCACUUAAUCCAAAAGCACAACGUGAUAUUGAAGAAGCACUUGAACAAGAUCCAAAUAUAUAUGCAUAUGAUGAAGUUUACGAACAAGUUAGUUCAACAGUUCAACAAGAACAAAAACGUGAAGAAAAAAAACGUCUUGAACGUGAAUCAAAUACAUUACGACAAGCAAAAUAUGUUACAGGACUUUUAGAAAAAAGUAAAGAACGUGAAAAAGAAUUUGAAAGAGUUCUAGAACGACGUAUACAACGUGAACGUGAACAAGAAGGUGAUCUUUAUGCAGAUAAAGAAGUAUUUGUUACAUCAGCAUAUAAAGCUAAAUUAGCUGAACGACAAGCUGAUUUAGAACGUGAAAAACUUGAAGAAAAACGUGAAGCUUUAUUAAAUGUUUAUCAACAAGAUAAUAUGGAUGCUUUUUAUCGAUUUCAAUUUAAAGUUCGAACAGGUGAUAUAACUAUUCUUGAAGAAAGUGAAAAAAUUAAAAAUGAACCAUCAGAAAGUAAUCAAAAAGAUUCUUCAACUAAUCGUCAAGCUCGUCAACUUCGUUCACGAACAACAAAUGAUGAUGAUCAAAUGGAAAUAAAUUCUAUCAAUGAUAUUGAUAAUGAUAAUAUGUAUGUACGUGCACGUGAAAAACAUACUCGAUCUAUACAACGUGAACAUCAACAAGAUGUUAAUGAUGAAGUAAUUAUUGAUGAAGUAUCAAAAUCUACUCAAUUAAAUACAACAAUUAAAGUUCGACGUAUUAAUGAUGAAAAAACACAAAUAUUUGAUGAUGAACAAAUUGAAAUGGGUGUUGGUGUAAGUGGUAAAAAAAAGAAAAUACAAAAAGAAAAAGAUAAAGAUCAAAAAUUAAUAAAUACAAAAGAAAAUGAUGUAUCAAUAAAUAUGCCAAUAGCACAUGAAAAAAAACGACAAGCUGAAGAAACAAGAAUUGAAAGAAUACGUCGAUUAUGUGAAAAACGUACGAUUGGAGAUGUAUUAGAAAUAGCUCAACAAGCUUAUUAUGAAAGAGAACAAAAACGAAAUUUAUUUAAAGAUUAUAUUGAAAGAACUGAAUCAUAA
Rotaria sp. Silwood1 is the source of this 1269-nucleotide messenger RNA. NCBI's taxonomy places the organism in Eukaryota, Metazoa, Rotifera, Eurotatoria, Philodinida, Philodinidae. The record is from the annotation of a GenBank genome assembly.